Messenger RNA from Coregonus clupeaformis (lake whitefish), 2490 nucleotides. RefSeq names its product potassium channel subfamily K member 4-like. The coding region runs from base 325 to 1740 and encodes 471 amino acids. Lineage: Eukaryota; Metazoa; Chordata; Actinopteri; Salmoniformes; Salmonidae. Gene Ontology annotation, molecular function: potassium ion leak channel activity. The transcript is spliced from 9 exons. Gene Ontology annotation, cellular component: membrane. The record is from RefSeq and is a predicted model, not a curated record. Gene Ontology annotation, biological process: potassium ion transmembrane transport; stabilization of membrane potential.
CGCUCAUGCACAUGCAAGCUCGUGCACGUUUACUCUCCUAGCGUCUAGUGUGAGUUUGUUAAAGAGACCCUUCCUAUAGCUGCUGAUACCCUGGAUUUUUAAGAUCGUUCAUUUUGAGUGUCCCCCCCUUCGGGCUGUGAGGAGGACGGCCAGCCCCGCAGCUACGGGUCCAGAAUCUCCAUCCUCAGCCGCAGAGGGAAGAGCAGCUGGAAGAGGAGGAAUAGGGCGGAAGAGAAGGAGAGAGAGAGCUGGGCCCCAGAGCGCUCCAGCACUGGCAGCGGGGGGAAGAAGCGUGCUUCUUUGGGGCUGAACGAAGGUGCAAGCAUGCGCUGCUCCACCCUCCUUGGUAUCCUGACAGGGGUACUGCUGUACCUGGUGCUGGGGGCCGUGGUGUUCCAGGCCCUGGAGGCUCCCCAUGAGGAGGGACAGCACAUACAGCUGCAGGACACACGCAGAGCCUUCCUGGAGAACUACACCUGCGUCAGCCCAGACAUCCUGCAGGCCCUCAUAGAGGAGGUGGCAGAUGCUAUGGGUGCAGGUGUGGAUCCUGGCAGCAACUCCUCCACCUUCACCAGCCAAUGGGACCUGGCCAGCGCCUUCUUCUUCUCUGGGACCAUCGUCACCACCAUCGGUUUUGGGAACAUCUCCCCGAAGACAGAAGGCGGGCAGCUGUUCUGCAUCUUCUAUGCCCUGGUGGGGAUCCCUCUGUUUGGCAUCCUCCUGGCUGGAGUUGGAGACCAUCUGGGGACCGGGCUGAGGAAAGCCAUCCUCAAAAUAGAGUUUAUCUUAGCGAAGUGGAAGGUGAGUCCUACUAUUGUUCGAGUCAUCUCAGCCGUCCUCUCCAUCCUGUUGGGGGUAGCACUCUUCGUUGCCGUGCCAACGCUGGUGUUUCAGGAGGUGGAGAAGUGGACUCUCCUGGAGGCGUCCUACUUUGUUGUCAUCACCCUGACUACAGUGGGCUUUGGAGACUAUGUUGCAGGUGAUAGUGGAGAUGGUGGCAAGGACCACUGGUACAAGCCCCUGGUGUGGUUCUGGAUCCUGCUGGGCCUGGCCUACUUUGCUUCCAUCCUGUCCAUGGUUGCAAACUGGCUUCGGGUCCUGUCCAAGAAGACCAGGGCUGAGAUGGAGGAGCUCAGAGCCCGUACCACUGACUGGGGUCAGAACAUUCAGAACAUGUCGGUGGACUUCCGCAUGCCUGACGACCCCUUUAAACGACGACGACGAAAGCGUCGACAUGGCCCUCGCAGCCGAGGCAAUGGGGCAGGCCAUGUGUCUGGGACUGGGGCCCCUGGGGAGGGGGGCAGGGUGAUGGAGAAUGGCCAGCUGAACAGCCAAUCAGAGACUGGAUCGUCCUCAUACUCUUACUCCUCCAACGAGUCAGAGUCUGGAUCUGAGACAGGGUCAGAGGUCACACAGCAUGAGCGGGUAGUAGAGGAAAAAGAGAAGGAUGUCGAUAAGGAGAACGUCUUCCCAGAUGCCCUGUAUUCCCAGCCUCUGGACUACUUUGGAGAGAACCUGGCAUACAUUGAUGAGUCCUCAGAUGCAGUGAGUGGAAAAUUACAUUUGGAUCCCCUGUUGGAUCCAGCACAGCCCGUCUCUACACGCUCACGGAAGCCCAAGAGGAGACGGCCCAGAAGACCACCCCCAGAGAAGAGCCCCACCAAGCCUGAGAAGAAAGAGCCCAAUGGAGACAUAAACCCCCCUGAAAAUCCACCGUCACCUCCACCAAAGGAUGGAUGAACCAAAUGCUCAAGGGGAUGAAGGGAAGAAGAAGUUAUGGGAGAAGAACUGAACCUGAUUGAUUAUGCUUUAUUGACUACACUGUUCAUGUUUCAUAAACAUUGUUUGAGUGUGUGUAUGUCGUGUAUGCCUGAUUCAAAUAUGGAGUGAGCCUUGAUGUAUUAACAGAGUGACUUAUUCAAAUAAUCCUAACAAAACUUCACUGCAUUAACCUGAUGUUGCCUUGGUAGGGUUUUAAUUAGGAACCCAAUCUUAUGUGCCCCUCUCAUCCAUGUUUGCUUAUGGAGUGAGCGCUCCCUACUGGGCAAUCAUGGAACUACACAGCCCUGUUUCCUUUAGAUAGAAUCAGCAGUGAAGCACACCAACAUACGUUUUUUUUUUUACUCUGAAUCAAUUCCUAUUGUUUUCCUUUAGGGGAAAAAAAGCCCUAUGACAAUAACUCUCCCAUAAUGAAUUUUUCCCUGAAUGUCUGGAGCUCAAACUCUAGAGAACAAAGCUUUAGUAUAUAAUAGGAAAAUUCAAGAUAUGAGUAAAUCCUGUCUCUGCCAAUAACCAUAUCUGGUCUUGCAUGACCUAGCCUAAGUAUUACACUAGUGACUUUAUUACUGUGUGCACUGUGUACAGCAUAUGCCAUUGUAUACAUUUUUGAGUAUUAUUAUUUGAAUGUAUUACAUACAACUGUCAUGUAAAAUAAACAACACAUUUUUUAAAUAAUCAGAAUACUAUUUUGUGUGUGUGUGAGAGAUUUUC